Messenger RNA from Symbiodinium sp. CCMP2592, 2868 nucleotides. The record is from the annotation of a GenBank genome assembly. NCBI's taxonomy places the organism in Eukaryota, Dinophyceae, Suessiales, Symbiodiniaceae.
AUGCAGUGUCCAGACGAAUGUCCAUUUUUGGCUCCUGAUCCGUUUUUCCCAUGCAUGUUCAGCUGCCGCGCGAAAGCGCGCUGCUCCGAAAGUAAUCUGAACACUCCCUUUCCUGACGAGAAGUACCUCCUCUGCUCCGCUUGCUCCGUGGCAGGCUGCAAAGUUUGCUCUGAUGCUGGCACCUGCGACGAGUGCCACGACGGCUUCGCAGAAAUGGACGGGGGCUGCAUUUUGGCCAGCACGGUCGGGCUGAACUCCGCGAUGGGGGUCGUGCUUUACGUUCUGAUUGGUCUGAUUGUCUUGCUCGUCCUCAUGGCCUUCGGCUACUGCCUCUCUGGCUCCAGGAGCCCCAAUGCAGAGCACAACCAGAGAUCCAUCGAUGCGGGGCGAAAACACCGGCAUCUCUCGAAGGUGAAUCGCUGGGACCUCUUCGGAAAGACACCAAGGACCAAGUACCCGCUUGCAGUGUCCAACUCGGAGAACAUCAUGGGCAUGGGCAUUGGCCUUUUCUACAAUGGUAUUCGUUUCAUGGUCGUCGUCGGAGUGUUGACGACCCUUUCGUCAUACAUUGUCGCGGAUUCCGGCGGCCUUUAUGAGAUCAUGCAAAGCCCUGAUUUCACCAGACUGGACAUGCUGCUCAAGGCGUUGAUGACGACCAAGAUGAAGAACAACAUCAUUCCGGCAGUUGUCCUUUCGCCUAUGACGAGCUGCAGCACAACCACACCCGAGGGUAUCCAAGCGAAGCUUCAGUCUGUCGCGGCAUCACGCGCGCUGGCUUUCGGCGUCCUGUAUGUGGGGCUGCUCGCAAGCUCGCUGUACUUCGUGGCUGCUCAAAAGAGAUUUGCAAAAAGGUUCGAUGAAGAGAGCACCAGCAUGAGCGACUUCUGCGUGCUGCUAAAAGGCCUUCCGACGGACUUGACAGACGAGGUGGCUUUGAAGAAGUGGGCAGAAGCACAACUCGCACAGAGCAGGAUCGACAGCGAGGUCCAAGGUGUGAGCAUUGGCUACGACUUCGGAGGCGAUGAGGCGCUGAAAUGGGAGGUCUAUGACAUGCUCGACCGGUUUUGCAGUGCAACAGAGAUCGAGAUCAUGCUGAAGGGCAAGACGGCGGACGCUCAAGAAAUGGAAUUCGCGAAGGAGAGUUUGGGGAAUUUGAAGGAGGACGUGGCGAAGGAUCGGAGCAAGGCACAGGAAUGGUUUGAUGGGGAGAAGAAGCUCAAGGGCACCGGCCAAGCUUUUUUGGUCAUGACCAAGUCCACGGGCAAGGAUGCCAUCAUGCAAGCCUACCGUGCCAAAGAGUCCCUCUUCACCUAUCAGCAGAAGCCGAUUCAGGUUGGCGAAGUGAAUUCCGAACCGCCGGAUAUCUGCUGGGAGAAUCUGGGAAUCGCUGAUGCGGCCAUCGCGAGCAACGAGUGGAAAGCAGUGGGACAGGUGCUGCAAAUGUUCAUUUUCAUCAACGUCUUGACGAUGGGGUUCAACCUGUAUGUGGUCAUGCCUUACUUGGCAGCGGGCAGCAAUGCUAGCGGGCCGCUGAUGACCGUCAAUGGCAUCAUCAUGGGCAUCAUCAACGGUCAGUUGGGUGGUAAAGUCUGGAAUUCUGCAUGGGGAGUGGGAUACCAUCGCAAGGAUAGAGCUGAUGUCUGGCUGUUCAAUGUGAAUUUCGCCAUUACCCUCUGCAACACGUUCAUCAGCUUGUUCAUGACCAUCUAUGCAGUGAUAGCGACGGAUCCGGAGGUGGCUGCAGAGGGCGUGGGGAUGUUCUUCAAAGAGUUGUCGACUACGACAGUCGGUCUGGAGUCGACAGUAGGACACACCUUGUUUAUGAUGCUGAUUCCUGGCCAGCUUUUCGUGAACCCCUUGAUGGGUUACCUCCAGGGGAACAUUGUCCCGUUUCUGCAAGCCAACCUUGUCGCCAAGAUUAUCUACGUCUGGAAAUGCUUGCCAGAGAAGCUCUUGUUCCUUCUGAAGGCGCUCUUACCAUGGUCCCCAGACAAUGUGGACAAGUAUGAGCGAAGAAACGCAGAGAAUGGCAUGGUCGCUGGACAGAUAGGUUUGCCUUGGGACUACAGCAACCUGAUACUGAAUCCCUUGUCGGUCUUCUUCACUUUCUUCUUUGUUUCGACAAACAGUUCGACCGAGAGUGCGUACCUGGUGGCCUGGGCGGUGUUCUUCUUUAUGUACAGCCGCUUCAUGCACCUUCGGGUACAGUCAGUUGCCUUUCACAGCACCCACAAGUUGGACCGAAGCGUGUGGAUGGUUUGGGGGUGUGUGCCCCUAGCACUGAUCGGCACCUGCGCCAUGACCUGGGCUUUUCGUGCAGGCCUCGUGCUGAAGCACGCUCCGCUCUGGCAGAAGGUCGUCCUGAUGCUGGUCACUUACGCUCUGAGCUGCUUGGUCUGGGUCCUGUCCCUCCGGGCGCUGUACCCCUUGCUCAAGGAGGAGAGCCCUGAUGCACGUGAAGGUGACUUUACCGAAUGCAAGCGGGAGUGGAUCUUCUCAUGGUUCAACUGCAACCCGGUCUUUACACUGAAGUGCCUCUACUAUCUUCCCAAGUUUCUUCAGGACAGCGAAUUGGGGAAGGUGAAGGAGAAGCUCCUGAAGAAGAAAGACGUCUGGGGUCAUCCAAUUGCUUGCGGCGACGACGAGGACGUUGUGAGGUAUUUCAAGCCUGGCAAAGAGUUCCUGCACUUUUCGCCGGAGAAGCAAAAGAGUAUCCGCGAGGGAGACUUCCAAGACUGGUUGGAGUUCGAGACCUACCUGGCACACAUCAACCGUUUUGCAGAGCAAGUCCGACAAAACAAGGUGAAUUCCGGAGAUUUCUAUGAGAAGCUCGAGGAUUUCUUGCCCAACUUCGACGACGCCUUCUGA